Messenger RNA from Fonsecaea multimorphosa CBS 102226, 1899 nucleotides. RefSeq lists its product as uncharacterized. Lineage: Eukaryota; Fungi; Ascomycota; Eurotiomycetes; Chaetothyriales; Herpotrichiellaceae. The transcript has a single exon. The coding region runs from base 1 to 1899 and encodes 632 amino acids. The record is from RefSeq and is a predicted model, not a curated record.
AUGAGCGACUCUCUCUGUGACCUGUACAGCGCCCUUCCGACUUCCAGCAAUGAGUUUCGCAUUUUAUUUAUUCGCCCAAGCGAGCAGCAUGAUACACGCUUGAGGGGGCAUCUUGAACUUGCUAGCUUUGACGAGCCUCGGAGCGAUCCAUACGCAACCAUUUCGUAUGCUUGGAAUCAUCAGGAUGGCCUUGUUGAGAUGGAGCUGAACGGCCAAACGUGUCGCAUUCCGUCAGCCGUAGACAAGGCUCUACGGCGCGUCCGCGCAUUGAAUUUUCGGCGGGUUUGGGUCGAUCAGGUGUGCAUCAAUCAAAGGGAUACCAGCGAACGCAAUCAACAAGUCUCUCGAAUGAAUGACAUCUACGCUGGCGGCACUGAAUGCUUCGUCUAUCUUGGGGAAGGCACGGGCCACGAUGAAGACGUGGAUUGGCUGGUGAGAUGGGUGGCUCAGUUACGCCGGACGCAAUCAACCUGGAACCUCAAGGAAUUUUUGAAAUUGAACGAUCACAACGCCUUCCCUGGUCAACGACGACCAUGGCAACGCUGUAUUGACUACAUAUUCCAAGAGUCAUAUUUCACUCGUACCUGGGUUCUGCAGGAGAUAUUUUUCAGUACAAAGACGACAUGUCUGAUCGGUUCAAAGAGGCUAUCUUGGGGUAUCAUUGAAGCCCUGGCCAACGAAAUUCCUAUAACUGCAGGUAGCGCAUCUAACCGUGCAGCCAACGAGAAAAUUCACCGUACCCCUGAUAACUUGCCCGACCUCAAUGCCUGGAGCCGGCUAUGGCAACCGUUUCGGAGCACUUCAGCACUAGCGAAAGCCCAGGAUCUGGGUCGAUUUACAAAGUUCAUGAGUCUCCUAACAAUAUCUGAAGACCGCAGACUUCUUUCUCUUCUGCGACAUACACGCGAUCUUCGAACCACGGACCCUAGAGACAAGAUCUUUGCACUUAUCAACAUCGCAGACGAUGGCAAAAGUUUCCCAUCUCCCGAUUACGUACUUUCGGUCGAAGAUGUAUACAAUUUAUACACUCGAAUUUUCGCGGAAAGAGGCUACGCUACCAGAAUCCUGUCUAUGAGCCAUUACAAACCAGAGAACAGAUUCGGACCCAGCUGGGUGCCACUGUGGGAUAGAUCGAUACCCGACUUUAAUUUUGAGACAGACACUCGUUUUAACGCUGGAGGAAACAGAAUAUCACCAAGCCACUGCUCUAAUGGUCAUUUAGUGAUCGAAGCCUACCACCUGAACAGCAUUGACUUUCGCUCAGCAACUUUCAAAGGUGGAAAUUUUCUUCUACGAGAUCUCGCGGCAUUCAUUGAUGACUUUCUACUGAGCAGACCAUACUACCUAGAGGAGCUUUCAAUCAACACCUUACACCCUGAGAGUGAUAUUGUGGACCUUCUUUUCUGCGAUUCCUUCGACGAUAAGAAGGACAUGUUCCGCGAGCCACGCGACAUGGCUAUAUUCGGACCAGAAACGUUGGAUAGAAUGCACGGUUCUGUAAUCCAUGCAUUUAGCUCUCAUGGCGCAUUCAGCCAAUGGACCCAAAUUUCAUACUACGAAAACGUGGCUGAAUUCGCUUUCAGAGUAUUCAGCGGGAAACCGGAUGCGUAUGGGAAGUUCAAGAACCGAGUUCUGAGGAUCUCUCCCACCGAGCAGCUGGUUCAGCAAGUUGUCCGCUGCUUCCCUCGCCCUCGGUUCCUGGAAUAUCUGCGCGGAGAUUUGAUGCCAUUCUGUUUGAUAUUCGCACUGGUCCGCUCAGGAGAUCGUCAAACGCAGCGCCAGCCGUCCAUUGGUUUCGCCAGCUCGGCAUGCAGGCCAACAGACAAGAUAAUGCUUGUCAAAGGUGCAAGAGCGCCGUACAUCUUCCGUCAAGUGGGCGCCACCAGUAUCGAAACCUAG